Messenger RNA from Ochotona princeps (American pika), 1264 nucleotides. RefSeq names its product ILK associated serine/threonine phosphatase (gene ILKAP). The transcript has 12 exons. Gene Ontology annotation, biological process: protein dephosphorylation. The record is from RefSeq and is a predicted model, not a curated record. NCBI's taxonomy places the organism in Eukaryota, Metazoa, Chordata, Mammalia, Lagomorpha, Ochotonidae. Gene Ontology annotation, molecular function: cation binding; protein serine/threonine phosphatase activity. The coding region runs from base 70 to 1260 and encodes 396 amino acids.
GGGCGGCCGCGGGUGACUGACGGCGCCGCCGCCGGGUGAGGAGCCGGCCGCCGCCGCCCAGCGUCCGCCAUGGACCUGUUCGGGGACCUGCCGGAGCCCGAGCGCUCGCCGCGGCCGGCUGCGGGGAAGGACUCCCAGAAGGGACCCGUCCUCUUCGAUGACCUGCCUCGGGCCAGUGCUGACUCAGGGCCAGGGGGACCUUUGCUCUUUGAUGACCUCCCGCCUGCUGGCAGCAGCGAUUCAGGGUCCCUGGCCGUGUCCACUGCGUCCACCAUGUGCGUGCCCCCGGCUGGGGAGAGCGGCGGGAAGGGAGCCAAGCGCAAGGCCACCGAGGAGGAGAACGGCAGUGAGGAGCUGGUGGAAAAGAAAGUUUGUAAAGCCUCUUCGGUGAUCUUCGGUCUGAAAGGCUACGUGGCCGAGCGGAAGGGUGAGCGGGAAGAGAUGCAAGACGCCCACGUCAUCCUGAAUGACAUCACCGAGGAGUGUCGGCCUCCGGCCUCGCUCAUCACCCGGGUUUCAUAUUUUGCUGUUUUUGAUGGACACGGAGGAAUUCGAGCCUCAAAAUUUGCUGCACAGAAUUUGCAUCAAAACCUGAUCAGGAAAUUCCCUAAAGGACAAGGGAUCAGUGUGGAGAAGACCGUGAAGAGGUGCCUCCUGGACACGUUCAAGCACACUGACGAGGAGUUCCUGAGACAAGCCUCGAGCCAGAAGCCUGCCUGGAAAGAUGGGUCCACUGCCACGUGUGUCCUCGCGGUGGACAACAUUGUCUAUAUCGCCAACCUCGGAGACAGUCGGGCCAUCCUGUGCCGCUACAACGAGGAGACUCAGAAGCACGCCGCACUAAGCCUCAGCAAGGAGCACAACCCAACCCAGUACGAGGAGCGGAUGAGAAUACAGAAGGCCGGAGGGAACGUCAGGGACGGGCGAGUCUUGGGCGUGUUGGAGGUAUCCCGUUCCAUCGGAGACGGACAGUACAAGCGCUGUGGGGUCACGUCCGUGCCAGAUAUCAGACGCUGCCAGCUUACUCCCAACGACAGGUUCAUCUUGCUGGCCUGUGACGGGCUCUUCAAGGUCUUCACCCCAGAAGAGGCCGUGAACUUCAUUCUGUCCUGCCUUGAGGACGACAAACUGCAGAGCCGUGAAGGAAGGCCAGCCGUGGACGUCCGCUACGAGGCCGCGUGCAACCGGCUGGCCAGCAAGGCAGUGCAGCGGGGCUCGGCGGACAACGUCACGGUGCUGCUGGUGCGGAUCGGGCCCUGAGGGC